AUGAUUCUGACGACCACCGAGAAGGUCGCCGGCAAGAAGAUCGUGCGCACCUUGGGACUGGCCCGCGGCCUGUCGAUCCGUGGCCGCCACGCCGGCAAAGAUAUCGUCGCCAUCUUGCGCGGCGUUGUCGGCGGCGAAAUCCACGAGUACACCAAGAUGAUGGCCGAAUGCCGGGAAGAGGCCCUCGAUCGGAUGAUCGAGGAAGCCGAAGAGCUCGGCGCCAACGCCGUCGUCGCGGUACGUUUCGCCACCGCCGAGGCUAUGCGCAGCGCCGCCGAGUUGAUGGCCUACGGCACCGCUGUAGUAAUCGAAGACGAAGCGGCUACUGACGACUAA
Molecule: messenger RNA, 336 nt
Organism: Nerophis lumbriciformis (worm pipefish)
Lineage: Eukaryota; Metazoa; Chordata; Actinopteri; Syngnathiformes; Syngnathidae
Source: RefSeq, a predicted model, not a curated record